Drosophila ananassae is the source of this 1110-nucleotide messenger RNA. RefSeq lists its product as uncharacterized. NCBI's taxonomy places the organism in Eukaryota, Metazoa, Arthropoda, Insecta, Diptera, Drosophilidae. The coding region runs from base 666 to 1034 and encodes 122 amino acids. The transcript has 3 exons. The record is from RefSeq and is a predicted model, not a curated record.
GGUCCAGACGACCCCUUUUGUUGGCCAAAAUUCAAAUUUUAAAAGUUAAAAUAUCGAAGUCAUUUUAAUCGCAUUUUAUUCGGAGAAGACCGACUAUCAAUGCUGCAUACUAAAAAUUUUUAUAGAUGGCGCCACAUUCACGAAAUCGGAACUUAAACUCAGCUGGUCAUACUGAAAAAAGUUUGAAGUGUAAAAGUGAAAAAAAAGAGUCUUUUUCAACAUCACAUUGCGCAAAAAAUACAACAAUUUUACCAAUCUUUAGACAUGAAUAAGAUUCAGUGGGGUUUGUACUACGUGUUGUGUAUAAUGAAAUGUUAUAUAUUGUUGUGGUGUCUUCGUAGUUAUAUGUUAAAGUGAAUCGUCUGAACUGUGAAAAUUGUGUAGAAAUCUCGUUUUUAAAAAGCUGUAGAAAGUGAGUCCAGCCUAGUCCAACCUUGAAACCUUUUGUACGUCGUAGAGUAAUUAAUUAUCUUUCGAUUGUAUAUAGUCAGAAUUGCCACUUUUAACCACUUUCUUUGGAAUUUGCGUUUUUAGCUCAUAACCUAAAAUUCAACAACGCAGAAUUGUUUGAAAUAUGGAAGUCUGUGAAGACCCAAGAACAAAAGUACAAAGCAAUUCUUGAUUUUUUUAAAUCUAAAACUAGUGGCGAAAUAUUUGAGAAAAAAAUGCAAGCUUUUGAGGAUGCCAGUAAGAAAAUAUGCUACCGUUUAACGGUAAAAUGGAAGAAUUGCAGAUCGAAUGCAAAGCUAUUUCAAAGGAGACGUAAAUGCAGCCGUAUCGAUAAUAUUUGUGAUGUUUUCCAUCGAGCCAUGGAUACAUCUGAUCCAAUCAUUUCGUCAGUCAACCUGGAUAGACGCAUUCAUAACCCAAAAAAAAUGAAGCUCCCACCUGAAGUCUUGGAUAUGCUCUUAUGCGAAGGGGGCCCAAGUGAAGACUUCGAAUAUGAAGAGGAAUUCGAUGACAGUCUUAAAUACGAACUAAAUUUUGAACUAGAGAAUGAAAAUCAAGAGCUUUUACAACAUUUGGAUCCCUGAAGCUGUUUCCUUUAUGUGGAACCCUUAAUUUCAUUGAUUUUUAUUAAAACUGUAUAUUAAUAUUAUGUUUUUGAUC